AUGGCGCUACAAUUAUGGCAAAUUCUGAAAGAAGCGAUACUUGCUUUCUUUCUUUACUCUCCGCUAGUCAUCUUAACUGUCCUCUCUCUCUUCCUCGUUCUCCUCUUCGUAAUUGCUAUGUACCAAAUGGCCUUAGGCUGGUUUACUUCGCUGCUUGCUGAUCUGAGGGCUAGAUCGUCAACUACAGAUGAAGUGCCACGAAUUCCUCAGCCUGUUCAGGUCGGUGAGAUCACGGAGAAUGAGCUUAGGCAGUACGAUGGCUCUGAUCCUAAGAAGCCCCUUCUUAUGGCCAUCAAACAUCAGAUCUAUGAUGUAACUACAAGCAGGAUGGCCUAUGGACCAGGAGGACCAUAUGCUUUGUUUGGAGGGAGAGAGGUAAGCAGAGCUCUUGCAAAGAUGUCUUUUGAGGAGAAAGAUUUGACUUGGGAUAUCUCUGGUCUUAGUCCUUUUGAGCUAGAUGCUCUUCAGGACUGGGAGGAGAAGUUCAUGAGCAAGUAUACCAAGGUUGGAAGUGUCAAAGUGACCGGUUCAAAAGCAGAAAUCACAUCUGUGACUGAACCCGCAGAGACUAGUGACAAAAAUGCCCAUGUAAUCAAGCAAGAGACGAUUGUCGUGGAUAAGAAUGAUCUGACUUCCGUUUCGGGGAUUUACUCUGAUAUAGAGACCGGUUUAAUUGUAAAAGUAUAAUCUCCAAUGAUGUUGAAAUUUCAAUACAUAUCUUUUUUUUUUACAGCAUUUCAAUAUUAAUCUAUGUUUCAUUAUCUCAAGAAUCAAGUUUGCUGAUUAAUAAAACAUUUAUGAACUACUCAAUGAGAAAGAGUUGUCA
This is a messenger RNA of Raphanus sativus (radish), 826 nucleotides long. RefSeq names its product membrane steroid-binding protein 1-like. The record is from RefSeq and is a predicted model, not a curated record. The coding region runs from base 1 to 687 and encodes 228 amino acids. Gene Ontology annotation, cellular component: membrane; endomembrane system. The transcript is spliced from 2 exons. Lineage: Eukaryota; Viridiplantae; Streptophyta; Magnoliopsida; Brassicales; Brassicaceae.